UACAGGUGUGACAUGUAACUUAGUCUUAAGCUUAGCAAAACGACAACUAACCACUUCCUUUUCUCUGCGCCACCUCCACUUGUACUAAUGAAGCAGGUAGUGUAGCUCCAGUUUGACUCUUGCUGCCUGAUGGACAUGAUCAGUCUAAAUCCAGCAGUGUUCAUCUUCAUUCAGCUGAUAUGGCCGGCCUUUGCAGCUUCAGGGACUAUAACAUCUGACUACUGGAAUGUAUCGGUGUCAGAGGGAGAUUCAGUCGUGUUCAACUGCAACACAUCUGAGAAACAUACGAGACACAUCACCUGGACCAAAGGCAGAUUUAUGUUUUCAUGGUGUGUACAGCUUCAGCAAAACUUUUCAAACUUCUCUGACAGAGUUACAAUGGCCCUCGUCAACAAGUCAAAGCUAAAAAUUGUUAGUGCUCAACUUAAUGAUUCAGGACUUUAUACAUGUGAGAUAACUGACAACCGAGGCGUCAGCAGUAUUACAUGGAAUUUAACUGUUUUUAAGAAAGUUUUUAAGAAAGAAACAAGUUUACUUAGUAAUGUCGUAUUCAUCCCUUCACUUGCUGCUGGAUUCCUUCUAUGUUGCACCACAGCAGUUAUCUGUCUCUGCAGAAAAUAUGGGACCAGAACAGAAAAUCAGAAUCCAUUCCAGGACCAGUUUCAGUCUCAGACAGAAGAGGCGGUAACAUGCAAUUACAAGGUGGUACGAAUCAUCAGAGAAACAAGCGGAGGAGAGAGUACAUGGAGAGGCUGAAUCCAAUCUAUGAUCAUUUCUGAACUGACAGACCAUAGAGAAACAUCAAGACAGAUCCAUUUUGCAAAGGAAGGCCGGGAAACGUGGGAAAUAACCCCUCUGUCUUCCUGUGAAAGGAAUUUUUACCUUGCUGAUAGUAUAUUAAUGUUUCAGCGUGUUUAAUGAGCACAUUUUAUUGGACAUUUUUCCGGUUGUUCUACUUUACGUUCUCAGUGUUGCAAUUUAAUAAUUAUCUCUGGAUAUCAUAAAUCAUCCCAAACUGACUCUGUAUAGUUUACCUGAGUGGCAAACUAAAAUCUAAAGUUUAGUUUUAAGUUAGUCCAGUAGAGGCCAUGUGCAGAUAUUAGUUACUUUUAAUUUGACCUGCUGCUCUACAGGAGGAUUUACCAAUAUUUCUAGUCUAUAACAAGAUGGCACACAUAACUGUGUGAGAUUAAAAGAAUAACUUAGUUUCAGUAUUUCAGACAGUCUUUAACAUUUUGUGCCAUCAGAGUCACUUUCAGGAUUUUUGCAGGGAGGAAGGACUUUGAAUGUAAGGUUACAGGUUUGGUUCUAAUAAUGUUGAAUCAUUUGUUAUUGAUACAUGCAGAUGAUUCCUUUGAGAACUCAUCACUGUUAGAGCCACAAAACCUGGAUUUAUAAACAGGCUGGUGGAGAAAAAUAAUAAAACAAAAUAAAAUAAAACAACUUUUGGUUUUGAAACAUGAUGUUGGGGCAGCAUGUUGCACUACAACAGCUUCCACCUGCUUUUUCAUUGACAACAUGACUGUGGAGCUUCUGUCUUUUUUCUCUCUUUUGAUAUUUUGAUGGUGGUGAAAAGUGUUGUACUAACAAAGCAUCCUACAAAUAUUCAGUUGGAAGUCCUGGUAACUGUAAAGGUCAUUGCAACUGAUAUUGUUUUCAUGGAUCUACACAGCAAACCAUGCAGUGAUGUUUCACUGUAUGAGAGGUUCCCCUCCAGAAUCUGUACCCAGUUUUUUAGCUAAAUCUUAAACCAAAUAAAUUUCUAAAUAUUGAGUUAUGUUUUAUUUUCUCAGAAAAGAUGUGGUACAAAUAUAAAACCUGGACCCCUUGUUAUCCAAAACUGAACACCGAUGGUGUAUUUGGGGGCAGGGGAGGUUAGUUGGGGUGCAGAUCCUAAAUGUGGGUUUAGGGUUUUAUACAUUUGAACCUCAGAUACAAUAAAACAUUAAAUAUAUUUUAUGGUUUUGAAAUGUACCUUUCCCUAAGAUGUAAGCUGAGAUAAAGAAUAUUUCUUUUUCUUGUCAGGUCCUGUCAGGUUAAGACUGUAUGACUACUUUGUGGUCUGUUGCAGUGGUUCUCAACCUGGGGGCCAGGAUCCCCAAGGGAUCCACCAAAGAGUAUAGGGGGUCCCCAAGGCUUUGACCAUUCCACACAGACACGAGUUGAUGUGUUUUUUUGUUUUGUUUUUGUUCGUUUGUUUGUUUUUUGUCUGUUUUGAAAUCAUCUGGACAUUUUGUUGACAUAGAAAAAGCAUUUGGGGAGGCUGAAAACUUUUUAAACCAGAUCCCAAAGUGAAUUUACGGGGGUCCUCAAAAUCUGCUAUUGUUACGGCCCCUGGCCUUUUGGAUUGGCCUCCAGCCUGUCACUCCAGACUUGGAUAUGCAAAUGCUGCUGAGCCAGUGCUGCUUCGGGAUUGGCUGUGGACCGGAAGUUGCAGUUCCUCCCCUCCGCCUCACCGAUUGGUCGCUACUGCUCCCGCUCAUCCCAGCUGGAAAUCAUUGAGAGAUGCCUCGCCCUUAAAUAGGAGGACCUGUCAUCAUUCAUGGCAGCUGUGUCACUAGGACACAGUUCGCCUCGUGUUGGGUUCUCUGAGUAGUUUGUACAUUGUGUGGUUUCUUGAGCUGUUUGUAUGGUUUAUGUGUCUGAGGACACUUGGUGGCUCUUGAUCCUUUAGAAUUCUGACUGGACUGUUCAACAGACGGUUUGCAAUUUCAGUGAUUAUAGUGAGUGAUUGUGUGGGAGUUUUCUCAUUAGGAGAAACUCCACUCUUUGUGUUAUUUAGGAUUGUUAAGUUAUAUGGAUUUUGUUUGACUCUAUAGUUUGUUUGGUUAAGUUUCCUUUGUGUUUUUUUGUAAGCGAGUUAUAAUUUGCCGCCGGUUAGCGUGCGUUUUCCUUUUAUAGGUCAUCUUUUGUUUAUUAUUGUUGUAAGUUACCUGAUAAGGACACUUUAAGUUUUUGUAAAAAUAGAACAUUUGUGUAAAUAAAUUAUUGUUA
Melanotaenia boesemani (Boeseman's rainbowfish) is the source of this 2994-nucleotide messenger RNA. RefSeq names its product interleukin-1 receptor-like 2. The record is from RefSeq and is a predicted model, not a curated record. The transcript has 5 exons. NCBI's taxonomy places the organism in Eukaryota, Metazoa, Chordata, Actinopteri, Atheriniformes, Melanotaeniidae. The coding region runs from base 130 to 756 and encodes 208 amino acids.